AUGACGCAUUAUUACACAACAUUAUAUUUGACAGUACCUGUAACAACAGCCACUGCCGAAAGAUCGCUCAGUGUUCUUAAUAGAAUAAAAGCGUAUUUACGCUGCACAAUGAGUCAACAACAUUUAAAUCACGUUAUUAUUCCUCACAUUCAUAAAGAUAAAUUCGAUUUACUUGAUUUAAAGAGCGUCUGUUCUGAUUUUAUUUCAAAGACUGAAAUUAAUAUUCCUGCUAAUGCUACAUGGAAGCAGAACGGUGUGACUGUUGCUGGAGGUCACGGGGGAGGGGAUGCCACUAAUCAACUCAACUGGCCUCUUGGUCUCUUCGUUGAUGAUGAUCAAACAGUGGUUAUUGCUGACUACGGGAAUCAUCGUAUCAUGCAAUGGAAGAACGGUGAUACAACGAAUGGACAAGUUGUUGCUGGUGGCAACGGCCAAGGAAAUGGAUUAAAUCAAUUGAAUGUUCCAACUGAUGUAUUAAUUGACAAAGAGACGGAUAGUCUCAUUAUUUGUGAUGGAAAGAAUCUACGAGUUGUACGAUGGUCUCGUCGUAGUGGUACAACACAAGGUGAAAUACUCAUCGACAACAUCAAUUGUUAUGGAUUAGCAAUGGAUGAGCAGAGAUAUCUCUACGUCUCUAUCCACGGAAAACAUGAAGUAAGACGAUAUAAAUUUGGUGAGAACAUUGGCACUCUCGUAGCUGGUGGUAAUGGACAAGGUGCUGGGCUCAAUCAACUCUACUAUCCAACAUAUCUCUUUGUCGAUCGAGAUCAAAAUGUCUACGUAUCAGACUUUUCCAAUAAUCGUGUAAUGAAAUGGAAUAAAGGUGCAAAAGAAGGUAUUGUGGUCGCUGGAGGACAAAGCGCAGGGAGUUCUUUGACACAAUUAAAUGGUCCUCUCGGACUCUCUGUUGAUACGUUGGGUACACUCUAUGUAGCAGACUUCUGGAAUCAUCGUGUAAUGCGUUGGACUCAAAGUGGCAAGAAAGAAGGCACUGUAAUUGUGGGUGGAAAUGGCGAAGGAAAAGGAGCAAAUCAGUUCAGUAGCCCCUAUGGUUUGUCUUUCGAUCGACAUGGUAAUCUCUAUGUCGCUGAUUAUGGUAAUCAUCGUGUUCAACGAUUUUCUAUCAAAAAAGACUGCUGA
Rotaria socialis is the source of this 1140-nucleotide messenger RNA. NCBI's taxonomy places the organism in Eukaryota, Metazoa, Rotifera, Eurotatoria, Philodinida, Philodinidae. The record is from the annotation of a GenBank genome assembly.